Spea bombifrons (plains spadefoot toad) is the source of this 866-nucleotide messenger RNA. RefSeq names its product dispanin subfamily A member 2b-like. Gene Ontology annotation, cellular component: plasma membrane. Lineage: Eukaryota; Metazoa; Chordata; Amphibia; Anura; Pelobatidae. The coding region runs from base 26 to 478 and encodes 150 amino acids. The record is from RefSeq and is a predicted model, not a curated record. The transcript has 2 exons.
UCAGCUGUCCUACAUCUCUCCGACAAUGUCAGCCGCUGACGGUGGCGCCUAUCCGAAGCAGCAGUUUUCUUCUAUGGCCGGGGAGCCUCCUAGGUACGAAAACAAUGCCUACCCUCAACAAAACGUGCAGAUCGAGAUGCCGCCGGGUGCCUACCCAACCCUGGUCCAACCCAACGUAGUUACCGUGAAUCCCAUUGACGCUUACGUCCGAGACUAUCUUCCGUGGUCCAUAUUUAACACCUUAUACAUGAACUUCUGCUGCCUCGGGUUCGUCGCGCUUGUGUUCUCCGUGAGGUCUCGAGACCGGAAGCUUGCUGGAGAAAAGAUGGAAGCCAUUAGAUACGGUUCCACGGCUAGGAGUCUCAACUGCGCUGCCACCAUCUUGACCAUCAUACUGUUAGUCCUUUUUUUCAUCCUUAUGAUAUCUGGAACAAUCACACUGAUCAAGACCACCCAAAACUUCAAUGGACGUUAUUAAAAAAACACACUCUUUAUAAACGAGCCCCUGUACAGAAUACCUCUUUUGCCCCUUGUACAUAAUGUAUGAAAACCAUGUAAGAAUAUAAAUGAAGUGGGCAGCUGCACAUAUCCAGCGGUCAGCUGCACCUACAUCAUCAGGUGACCGCUGGCCUUAAAGUGCCAGGGCUGGCCUUUCAUUGCCAUUCUGGCCCUGCCCAACAGAGAUCCCUGGUGAGCAUCUACUCACUGGGCCAGUUAGGAGGACAUCACCCGGACCACAUCACAGAAAGGAUGGUGGCUACAGAGGAAGAUGCAGGGCCCCUGGGACGAGCAUUUGUCUCUAUACAAAAUAUAUACAUCUUGUUACAUUUCUGCAUACCUUUAUCUCCCUAAAUAAAAUAUUUACA